CCAACUUCAUCUUUCUGUUUCCUUUUCUUCUUCAGCUUGUGCUUAUUGCCUGAUAAAAAAGGAAGAGCGAGAAAGCGGCAGAAGAAGGUGAAAAGAAAAGGACGCUAGAUACCUGUACCUAGGUACGGUUCCGGGCAGGUUUGAGACACCCAUCUCUCACGUAAGUCAUGCCGGAUGUGAUAUCUUCUCAGUAGGAAUAUCGUGUGUGAGAAGGUGAAAAUCACGGACCAGAUUCUUGGGAGUCUUUGUAACAGAUGCGGAUCCUUUGUUGCACCUGGCAGAUGUGGCGAUGCGCAAAUGCGCAACAGCACGUUUGGGGGCCGUGGGACCACACGCGUCCGCAAAAUCCGAGCUGGCUCAGCCUUCAGGUAGGUCGUGUAACCAAACGCCAGGGCACAGGUGACAGAGUUAUUUUGGGGCGCGGUUCUAAGGUACACAAGCGUCGUCGUGUGGGUGGCACUUCUGGAGGUUCUGGUUCUGGUCUUCUGGAUGGCGCACGCACAUGUGGCAAAUGUAGGAUGCCAGGUGACCGCCGUGUCGCCUCCAUGUUUGAUGUCCACUAGGUGCUUAAGGAGUCGGAAUUUGCCGCCCCAAAGGACAUCGAUGCAGGAUGUUGAAAUUCGUCGUCUGAUUUUGGCGUUGUUGCCU
This is a messenger RNA of Chaetomium strumarium, 648 nucleotides long. RefSeq lists its product as uncharacterized. Lineage: Eukaryota; Fungi; Ascomycota; Sordariomycetes; Sordariales; Chaetomiaceae. The coding region runs from base 255 to 563 and encodes 102 amino acids. The transcript has 5 exons. The record is from RefSeq and is a predicted model, not a curated record.